This is a messenger RNA of Aspergillus welwitschiae, 1244 nucleotides long. Its product is annotated as copper transporter family protein. Gene Ontology annotation, cellular component: plasma membrane. The record is from RefSeq and is a predicted model, not a curated record. Bases 190 to 882 code for a protein of 230 amino acids. The transcript is spliced from 3 exons. Gene Ontology annotation, biological process: intracellular copper ion homeostasis; copper ion transmembrane transport. NCBI's taxonomy places the organism in Eukaryota, Fungi, Ascomycota, Eurotiomycetes, Eurotiales, Aspergillaceae. Gene Ontology annotation, molecular function: copper ion transmembrane transporter activity.
CCUCUUUUCCCUCUUCCUUUUUCCCAACCCGUCAUAUAUAAAUAUCUUGUACAUAGGGCUGGUGCUUGAACUUCUUUGCAUAUCUUGGUUUCCCACAUUCCAGUUCACCUCUCCUACCCGAACCGUCCAUACCAAACACCAUCCUAAUCCUACUCUGCUCCACCCACACUACAUCACGACUUACCAACAAUGGACAUGAGCUCUAUGACCGGUAUGGACAUGGGGACCACCUCCACUACCAUGUCCGGCAUGUCAAUGGCUACCACCACCGCUGCCUCCGCAUCGUCCACUAUGGACAUGUCUAUGGGCUCCUCCACCUCUACCUCUAUGUCCAUGCCCAUGUCCUCCUCUUCUUCUUCUAUGUCCAUGUCAAUGUCAAUGGUCUUCAUGAACGCCCACGACACCCCCCUCUUCUCCAACCAAUGGACCCCCUCGUCCAGCGGUACCUAUGCCGGUACCUGCAUCUUCCUCAUCGUCCUCGCCAUCAUCUCCCGCUGUCUGGCCGCCUUCAAGGCCCUCAUGGAACGCCGCUGGCUUGACGCCCACGUCAACCGUCGCUACAUCGCCGUCGCAGGGAAAUCCACCGAAGCGGGUCGCAUUGACUCGGAUCCCGAAUCCAAAGAAGCCAGUCUCAUCACAGCCCAAGGUGUCGAGGAGAAAGUCAAGGUCAUCCGCAAAGCGGCGCGCGAACCACUCCCUUGGCGUUUCAGUACGGAUCUUCCUCGCGCGCUGCUCUUUCUUGUCAUCACGGGUGUCUCUUACCUACUUAUGUUGGCCGUCAUGACCAUGAACAUCGGAUACUUCUGCUCUGUCCUCGCCGGUGCCUUCCUGGGCGAGCUUGCCGUGGGACGCUUCAUUCAGUGGAACGAGCAUGAACAUUAGUCCUACCCACAUACAUAUCCAUUUCGGGUUACUCGAACAUAACGACUUCGAUUCUAAUGCACGGUGUUUUCGGUUCGGGUGUUGGGUCUGGCGUUGCAUUGCAUUGCAUUCAUUUCAUAUUACUGGGAUAGCGAGCCUGUGACAUGUGCACUGUUGGCUUUUUUUGGGUUUUUGUCAGAUACCACAUUCCGCUUAUUGGUUUUUUUUUUUUUUUUGGAUCUCUGCUCUGUCUCUUUUUGGCCCUUCCAUUGGUGAUACCAUUACAGUCGAAGGGGGGUGUGAUUAGCUUAGACUCCAGUACAUAGAGAUAAUGUCGUGGGAGUGUUUUGGACAGUGUCGGCAUAAUGGGACAUGAGUUUGGU